UUGGCAAUUACUUUUUGCGAUAAAGUGUUAUUUGGCAACUGGAUGUCGAAGAAGUUGGCGAACUUAUGGAAUCAUGCGCACGAUAACAAUUCUAUUCGUACUGAUGGUUGAAAUUGUAUGCGUCAUUUCACAGAAAUGUUCUAGCAGAAUUUAUGAUAACAUAAGAACAGCAGGUCCAUCUUUACCUCCAGAUAAAAUCGUAUCAACCCACACUUUCAACUCGGAAUUUGUCCAGAUAGAAUGUCUCGAGAUCUGCGAAAAGGAACUGAAAUGCAUUGGAUUCAAGAUUUCAUACAGAGACAAGAUGAAUGUCGUGAACUGCCAACUGGCCAACGUCACUGGGAAGAAAGAUCACAACGCAACGACAGAAGGAGAAUGGAUACUAAUGCUCGAUAACGAAGCUGCAAAGAAUGAGGAAAAAAGAAGAAAUGAUGGUAUGAAUUCAGGUAUGCAGCUAGCAACCAGCUGCGCUCAUCUGUAUAGCUCUGGAGUCAGGCAAAAUGGUGUUUAUACAAUCAAUCCUGAUGGCCUGGGUUCGUUCAAAGUCAGAUGUGAUAUGAGCAAAGACAGGGGUGGCUGGACCGUGUUCCAAAGACGACAAGAUGGAAGUCAAGAUUUCUACCGUGGAUGGUCAGAUUAUAAAGCUGGCUUUGGCGACCUUAACGGCGAGUUCUGGUUGGGUCUGGAUAAAAUUCAUCGUUUGUCCAAAUCUGGUCAAAAUGUUCUAAGAGUUGAUUUGAUGGAUUUCAAUAACGUUGAACGAUACGCUAAAUAUGGAAUGUUUAGUGUGGCUGAUGAAUCCGAGAAUUACAGAUUGAAUAUUGGCAGUUAUUCAGGUGACGCAGGUGAUUCCCUUGCUUGGCACAAUAAGAUGCAGUUCACUACCAAGGAUAGCGACAAUGAUGUACCAGUUAAUGAGAAUUGCGCUACGACCUGGAAAGGAGCUUGGUGGUACAACAACUGUCAUAAUUCCAACCUCAAUGGCCUUUACCUGGGUGCAGGUCAGACUAGUGGCAGCGGAAUAAAAUGGCACGGUUGGCAUUAUUAUUCUAUGAAAAAGACAGAGAUGAAAAUUCGUCCGAACUUUUUUUAGGAUGAUUUCUCAGCAAUCAUUGAGAGACGUACGAACAGGCACUUGUUGCUUUCUUGUAGAAAUGGCAGAAAUUUAUUGGUAUAUAAUAAUAAAGAUGUAAAUCAUGUAAUGAUAUAACAAUAUAGUUGGUGCAUGUAUGUUUUCAGGUGUAAAUAUCUUUUUGACUUGACUUAAGUCUAUUGGUAAGGCAAAGGUAAAAGGUGUCGAUGUUGUAACAAAUGUAUAACGGAUUAAUAUCUCAUUAUUAACAUUUACCCAUAGAUGGCGGUCGCUUGUGUCAUGCAGUUGUGUGCUAAUUUGCAUAUAAUUAUAGCAAGAAUUAAUAAUACAAAUUGACUUUAAUAUAUCUUGAGUGUAUGAAAAUAUAAAUUAAACUCUUUUGGUAUGUUC
Messenger RNA from Dendronephthya gigantea, 1483 nucleotides. RefSeq names its product ficolin-2-like. The transcript is spliced from 5 exons. The coding region runs from base 74 to 1093 and encodes 339 amino acids. The record is from RefSeq and is a predicted model, not a curated record. Lineage: Eukaryota; Metazoa; Cnidaria; Anthozoa; Malacalcyonacea; Nephtheidae.